AUGGCCACACUCCUGCAAUCCAGGCCCCAUUCGGCCCAAUCCGUAGUUCUGGAACCCCCGCCAGCAGCAUCGCCCUCGGCAGAGAUCUUGCUCCAUCAUGCUGCCCAAAACCACAUCCGUGUGCUCAUUGUCUUCUUGAACUCCUCCCCUGCGUCACUAACCCCCCAGGCCAACAUCGCCUUAGCCUCUUCUCUUGCGUUUCUAGGCAGAUCUAACGGAGCAGUGCACCAUCUUGUCCAGUUGGCAGAUUCCACCCCCCUGGUUCUGGACCGCAAGCUCUACUUGUAUGCCUUGUACCGGUGCCUUGAGGAAAACGGCCAAAGAAACCCGGCGUUUGCCCACGAGGUCGAAAUGGGCAUCUUGCAGCACGACGCUCUAGUCUUUGUGCCCCGCCUAGACGGCUUCCUAUUUGGGCCGUCCAGGGCCCUUUCUUUGCAUCAACAGGUGGUACAGUACGAGGAGGCUGGCGGCAUGAUAGCGCCUACCAGUUUUGCAGCCGCUGUGAAACGAGAUUGGGUCAACGGGACGUAUUUGAAAUUUUUAGGCACCGAUCCCAGCUCGAUCCUCGAGGCUAUCGACGAGUUUGGACCCUGGCACGAGGUGCUGCUGGCGCUUUCAGUCCAGUUCUCUAAAAACAAGUCCCUCAUGGACAAGUUGGUCCAAGGGUCCAGCAACGAGCUGCCAAGAGGCCAGGGGCUUUUGGAGUUAGCCAGAAUGGCCUCGUUUCGGACGGCAACGGCAAUAUCCAGUUUUCUUCAGGGGGACUAUGUCGCUGCCUUUGACUGGACAAGUCGGUAUUUUGCAGUCGCCGACGAGGCCCGCCGCUUCAUCUUUCCAGACGGCAUCAGGGCUUUGACAACCAGGGAUAUCCUCACAAUGGCCAUGCUUAUCACCAACUGUCUCGAGAGAGGCGUGGUGCUGGAUAUCUCUACAGUAGAGCGCAUCUAUACUAGACUCGCAAACCCAGAAGCAGAGCUCCACGAUGACGAGACCGAAACAUGGAGAAUGAGAAGACCAGGGUCGAGAGAAAGUGCUGCGAGUGACUUUUUCCAGUGCUCCUUGGCCUGGUCAGAGAGGCAAUUAGGCGAGGAGAACCUGCUCUUGAACAAAGAGGUCAUGAACCAGUCCUUGUUGCAACCCAUGAGGAAGUCCCAGUACUUUCUGUGCUGUGGCCACCUUCGCAGACAUAUGGCGGCUUUUGGGGCUUCAGAAAGAAAAAUCACCCUUCUCUCUGGUGAAUCGAUCAAGGUUAGGGCGUACAGCGCCAGAGACUGCUCUUUGGCUGCAAGGCUGUAUAUCAUAGCAGCGGCAUGCCAUCCGAUGGAUGAUCCACAAUUGUACCGUUUCGUGCAAUCCAGAGCCACUAUGCUGCAUCAGGACAACACGGAAGGAACGAGCCUCAAGAGACCGCAGACGGUAGUGGACCUUCAGGCAUUAAAUUUGGAAUCGAGGGGGAAUAUGGCCAACGGCUCAGAUAUUAAAUUUUCCGGCUCAGACCUUUCGGACUGGCCUCAUUUCGAGAACCAGAUGGAAGCGCUUUACCAAAUGCAGAUGUUUGUCGAGAGCAUUCACGAAGCAGUCGAGGAUAACCCCGAUGGGCUAAACUUUGACCAAUCUGACGUUACGUUUUUAAGCCCCCUGGUAUUGGAGCAUCAGAUUGAUGGUGAGCACCCUGUCCUUUACUUGGCUGGCGAAUACUUACCAAACAGAGCAGAUUUCAACCAGGAAGGCGGUAUUUUCGUUACUCCCGAAUUAAAGUCACAAAUCAAGCUUCUGCAGUCUGCCGUUGAAGAGCAAUUUGCUUUGAGCAAAGAGCUCGUUAAUGCUUGGGCAGCAGCGUAUACUCAGAUCAACGGAAGUACCCCAGAUUGGACAGCAGAUUCAGAUUCUGACGAAGACAUCGACAACUUCGAUAUCUUCAGGGAUUUGGACAUCGAUUUAAUGGAUGUCUUUACCCGAUCGCAGAGGGCGGAGCUCCGCAGGAUGGCUAGAUUGCACAAUCUUAGAACCACGGCCGAUUUCGUCCGAAUGUUCCAACAACAACGAAAUGAGCGAAUAUUCAAACUCUAUUGGCUCUUUGGGUUCUUCCCUCUACCUAAAGUCAACUACGGACUUCUAUGGAGACGUCAUAGACCUGCCGACAUAGUGAGAUCGAGUAUGAGAUUGGUCAUAGCCAUAGCAGCAGGGGCUGUAAGGCUAAGCAGGCUUUUUGUGUAUGGUCUUGCGGUAUUUCAAUGGCUCCGGGACAUUUUACAGUGGGUGUUCAUAUAUGGCUCGAUGGUGACAUUCUCGACCAACUUUUUUGUCGAUAUCGAAACUUACAUCUUUAGAGAAAGCGCAGAUGUUCUACAUCCGCGCGGCAGUACUUCAGACUGGCUCAAAAACCUACAACUGGCUAACGGGAACGUGCUAGAUUGGAGCUUGUGGACCAAGAUCCUUUACGACAUGGUCUCCAGCACAGUGAGAUUACAAUGCGUCAAGGAUCAAGACGGGGACCUGGAGUUCUGCUACAUCGAUAAAAACUCCUUAAUUUUUAGAUUCAGUGAUGUCAUAGCUCUCCAUUUCCCAAUUUUUGAGAGCUUGCCAUCCCCAGUUUUGACAUUUUUGGUCGUGCUUUUGUACCUCACAUACGGUUUUGCGGGACAAAUGAUUUCGUUUAAUGUUCUCUUCUACUUCAUCAUGCAAAUUAUAUUCAGAUUCGAAAGUGUGUCCAAAAUUAUAUUCGGAGUGGGCAAAAUACUAUGGCACAACGGUGGUGAGUUGAUCGUUUGA
Molecule: messenger RNA, 2772 nt
Organism: Candidozyma pseudohaemuli
Lineage: Eukaryota; Fungi; Ascomycota; Pichiomycetes; Serinales; Metschnikowiaceae
Exons: 3
Coding region: 1-2772 (923 amino acids)
Source: RefSeq, a predicted model, not a curated record